AUGUCCGGAAUAAACAGCCGCAAUCGAGUUGCAUCAUUCAAAGAGUUCCUCAAUUCCAAUCCUUCAAUAGAGGAAAUUUUGUCUAACGAUUUUACAGAGGAUGAAAUUAUGAGUGGGAAUGUUCAGCUCGCAAAAUAGUAAAUUUUAUGGUUCUUUUUUAUUCAUUUAAAUAAUUAGUUUAUUAAUUAAUGUCUCUUGUAAAGCAAACACCUAUAGAAAAAAAUUGUAAAUAAAUCAAAGGAUUCUGAAAAAUGGAUUUUAUUUAAAAGUUACUAAUUUUAUACAGUAUUACCAAAGACCAUCUAAAAGUUUUACUCACAAUGAUCACAGAAGAACCUCCUGAAGAUGCUGACCAGAAAAGAGCUUACAAAUUUCCUCUGGUAGCAAGCCAAUUUUUUGCAGGUGAUCUCAACCGUGUCCUCGACUUACUAUUCGAAGACGAAUCACUUAUUCAAACACUAUUCAGUUUUCUCAACAAAUCAGAAAAGCUAAAUUACCUGCUUGCUGGGUAUUUUCGGAAAGCUUUUGAUGGCCUAUUGUCAAGAAAUCAAGGAGCGAUUUUGAAAUUCGUUUACACAAACAGCUAUCAUACAGUCCUCCUUUCACAUAUUUAUAGUCAAUCAAUUGGAGAUAUUUUGUUUAGGUGCUUGACUGGUAUCAGCCAAAGUGAGAGCUAUUUGAAUGAGCGGCUUAGUAUAGUUGAUGGGCUUAUUUCAAAAUUAGCUGACAGUGAUCCUAUAGUAUUCUAUUUUAUAUAAAAAAUAAUUUUUCCUAAUUCCUUAUAGCAAAUCUCUCGUAAAAUUUGUUUUUAUUAUGAAUCUGCAUAUCAAUAAACGCAGAAGCAACACUUUCGAGAUUAAUUUCAGAAAAAGGAUCUUCAAAUUCUGCUGACUUAGUAGCCAGAAUUACGUCUUCAGAAAACAUCGAAAAAAUUUUCCUAAAUUUAAACGACCAGAACAAAUACAUAGCAAGAUCUUCAGCAAAACUUUUGAAAAGCCUCCUCAUGAUUAAAGGGAUGAAUAUUGACAGUAUAGGGCUAGCAGAUGCUUUUUGCAAAUUUAUGGAAUUUUUCGCAGGAAUCCUGCAGUCUGACUCUCAGUUUAACAUAAAAUCAACUUUUGGAGAAGAAAUCAAGACUCUUGGUGAAGCCAAAAUAAUAUUGGCUGAGGUAAUUAUACUUUUGGUGUCAUCAAAUAAUGCAAGUUUGCGUCAGGAAAUAAUAAACCACCAAAUCCUUCAACAUUUAACCACACUUUUUGUUGAAUAUGAAUGAAAUUCCGCCUAUCAGACUGUAUAUCUGAACCUUAUUCAAAUAAUUUUGCAGCUAGACUCACUUGAUUUAAAAAUCCAGCUAUUCCAAGUCCUACCAAAAUAUCUUGUAAAUCUAGCUGACAAUCCAGAAAUCCAAAAAGGCUCAGUUUUGAUUAGAAGAGGAAUUAUGGCCCAUGUGUAUAAAAUCGCUAAUUUAUUAACAAAGCAAAAAUAUAUACAAGAGCUCCAAGACAUUUUGCUGAAUACAGAAGGCUGAAACAAUUUUGAAAUUAACUUAUUAGACCCUUACUUAGAAUUAGAGAAAAAGACCCUUGGAGGCAGCACAAGGUUUAAUUUAUUUGAUUUAAACAGCUCUGAAGAAGAAGGCCCAAGGCUUGAGCUUGACUUAGACGUAAAUUGUAUAUAGAAACUGAUUAACCAAAGAAACGCCCUUAAAGAUGAGGAAGAAGAAGAAGAUUUGGAAGAAUUUGAUGAAGGAGAAUGCGACGAUAUCCCUGAGUAAGAACUAUUUAGUUUAUGUGCUGACAAGCCAAUGACUGGAAAAGAUCUUGAAGAGCUUUCAAACAUGUUUGACUUUGGGGAAGAAAAUCCAACACAUAAGGAUUUAUUUACAUCGACUAUUUGUAUAAAAACAGCGACUUUAGAAGAAUUCGGAAACACAGACUACUUGAAUAAUAACUAUUGGAAAGUCCCCAUUAACUCUGAUAAUGUCCCAGAUCUUGUUGAUUAA
Messenger RNA from Blepharisma stoltei, 2002 nucleotides. Lineage: Eukaryota; Ciliophora; Heterotrichea; Heterotrichida; Blepharismidae. The record is from the annotation of a GenBank genome assembly.